Molecule: messenger RNA, 1270 nt
Organism: Enhydra lutris kenyoni (northern sea otter)
Lineage: Eukaryota; Metazoa; Chordata; Mammalia; Carnivora; Mustelidae
Product: phosphatidylinositol glycan anchor biosynthesis class K
Exons: 11
Coding region: 1-1188 (395 amino acids)
Biological process (GO): proteolysis; attachment of GPI anchor to protein; protein localization to cell surface
Cellular component (GO): GPI-anchor transamidase complex
Molecular function (GO): GPI-anchor transamidase activity
Source: RefSeq, a predicted model, not a curated record
AUGGUGGCCUCCUGCUUUCUCAGCAGGGGUUUGACUGCCCUAGCAGGGUUGUUGCUUUUCUCCUUCGGCAGCUUGGCCGCUAGUCAGAUCGAGGAUCAAGCAGAACAGUUCUUUAGAAGUGGCCAUACAAACAACUGGGCUGUUUUGGUAUGUACAUCCCGGUUCUGGUUUAAUUAUCGACAUGUUGCAAAUACUCUCUCUGUUUACAGAAGUGUCAAGAGGCUAGGUAUUCCUGACAGUCACAUUGUUCUGAUGCUUGCAGACGAUAUGGCAUGCAACCCUAGAAAUCCCAAACCAGCUACAGUGUUUAGUCACAAGAAUAUGGAACUAAAUGUGUAUGGAGAUGAUGUGGAAGUGGAUUAUAGAAGUUAUGAGGUAACUGUGGAGAAUUUUUUACGGGUAUUAACUGGCAGAAUCCCACCUAGUACUCCUCGGUCAAAACGUCUUCUUUCUGAUGAUAGGAGCAAUAUUCUUAUUUAUAUGACAGGACAUGGUGGAAAUGGUUUCUUGAAAUUUCAAGAUUCUGAAGAAAUUACCAACAUAGAACUUGCAGAUGCUUUUGAGCAAAUGUGGCAAAAAAGACGCUACAACGAGUUACUGUUUAUUAUUGAUACUUGUCAAGGAGCAUCCAUGUAUGAACGAUUCUAUUCUCCUAACAUAAUGGCUUUAGCUAGUAGCCAAGUGGGAGAAGAUUCACUCUCGCAUCAACCUGAUCCUGCAAUUGGAGUCCACCUUAUGGAUAGAUACACAUUUUAUGUCUUGGAAUUUUUGGAAGAAAUUAAUCCAACUAGCCAAACGAAUAUGAAUGACCUUUUUCAGGUAUGUCCUAGAAGUCUCUGUGUGUCUACCCCUGGACAUCGCACUGACCUUUUUCAGAGGGAUCCUAAAAAUGUCUUGAUAACUGAUUUUUUUGGAAGUGUACGGAAAGUGGAAAUUACAACAGAGACUAUAAGUUUGCAACCAGAUUUAGAAAUCAUGGAAAGCAGAUAUGAGAAGGACUGGAUGAAUGAGGAACUAAUGGAACCACUGAAAUAUGCUGAACAACUUCCUGUAGCUCAGAUAAUACACCAGAAACCAAAGCUGAAAGAUUGGCAUCCUCCUGGGGGUUUUAUUCUGGGAUUGUGGGCACUCAUUAUAAUGGUUUUCUUCAAAACCUAUGGAAUCAAGCAUAUGAAGUUCAUUUUCUAGAUGUGUGAAGAAGACGGCAUAGAAGACUGCAACCUGGGGACGCCUGGGUGGCUCAGUUGGUUAAGCAGCUGCCUUCGGCUCA